Molecule: messenger RNA, 507 nt
Organism: Coniosporium apollinis CBS 100218
Lineage: Eukaryota; Fungi; Ascomycota; Dothideomycetes
Exons: 4
Coding region: 1-507 (168 amino acids)
Biological process (GO): RNA catabolic process
Cellular component (GO): ribonuclease H2 complex
Source: RefSeq, a predicted model, not a curated record
AUGCUCGCGCCACAAUCUGCUAAAGGUCACAAAGGCGUCUGCACGCCGAAUGUCCUCCCUUGCCGUAUCAACCACAAUGGCCCCGUCGAUGCAUCGGAGCGGUACUGGCAGCCCAAGACCGACGACGAUGGCAAGACAACCGCCUAUUUCCGCGGCCGCAAACUACGCGGUCGAGCCGUGAAGAUACCAGAUGGCUACCGAGGCACCGUCCUAAACACUACGGACAAGCUCCUUCCACAAGCACAAAUACCUCGCGAGCCAUCGUCCAGUGCUCCUGAGGAGGAUGAAGAAGAUGACGAGCAGCCUGCUGAAGUCAAGGUCGCAGAGGAGGUGGCAUCGUUCGACGAGAUAGUGGUUUGGGGACACGAUGUGCUGCCAGACGGAACGGAUGAUCCAUAUACGAGAGGGGUGGCGGAGUGGAUCGCUUUCGCGGAGACGCUGCACUCGUGGCAAGGUGGCGACAAUACUGAGGUCGCGAAGGCGGAGCCCAACUUGGCGUCCUCGUGA